GCCUCAGUCGUUCCGUCACCUCGCGUAUCUAGCCAAUAGGAAGGGGGCGCGCAGUGCGCAGGUGCAGGUUAAGUUCAUCCGGAAGUAGUCUCCUCUUUACUGUGCUGGAGGCGAUGGAUCCUGGUUACUACGCAUUUGGCUCAUGGGGCGCAGUGAGUAACCAGCAAGGAUCAGUCACACAGACCUCCGUGCGCUGGGAAGGUUAUAACAUCCCUCAGCUUCCUCUGUAUUCCUCCAACUGGAGCGCAAGCCUUUCCUCUGCCGGCCCCCAGUACAAGAGCUUUGAAACACACAGUGAUGAUUCCCAGGCUGCACACAGAAAUCCUACGACACUCGCUUGGCCAUCAGAGGGCAGCAAUUCCAACUGGCUCAGACAUCAGGAAAGCCAGAGCCAAGGAACACCCGCUAUUGAAUGGAAAGGCUUCACAGAAGACCCAAAUGUGACCAGCAGCGCUAAUACCUCGACUUGGGUGCCGAAACGCAUCAGGAGGAAGAAGAGGAAUAAGUUGCUCAAGCUGCACAAAAAGUUCUCUGCUGAAGUUAAGGCUUCAGCGAAUGCAAGCAGCACUCAAGGCGGGCGCAGUGUCUCACAUAAGGACAGAGAGGAUAAUCAUAAUGAAAUUAGAGAAAAGCCAACAUCACAGAAUGGAACUGCUCCAAAAAUUUCAGCUGACAGAGGGGAGAAACCUCCAAAGAAAAAAAAGCUGAAGAGUGAAAAGCAGAAAGAGUCUAAAAAGAUAGUUCCUGUGUUGAAGGCCCCUGCGAAAGAUGCAAAAAGCGAAGCCGGGUCUAAAGAGUUCAGCUGCUGCUUCUGCCGCUAUCAGACAGAAAACCAACGAGAAAUUGAACAGCACUUUAGGACCUCUACUCACCUGGAAGUGAUAAAACGGCUGCAUUCGGCUCUCCCUAGAAGCAAGAUGGACUUUAUUCAGGAAUAUCUCGACUUCGAUGUUAAGAGAGUGGCCAGCGAGCAGAAGUUGCCAGUGACCCGGCCGGAUUACUUUAAAGGGUUCGGCCAGCAGCAUUUCAUGCAACGAGUUCAGGCCAUUCGCUGCUCAGCCUGUGACGUCCUCCUUCCCGACGUGAGAGAAGUGAUUAAGGAGCACACGGUCUCACAGUUGCACUCGCUGAAUCGGAGGAGGAUGUUUUGCAAAUUAAAGGAUGACUGCGUUAUUAGGGCAAGGAAAUUCUUCUCCGACAAAAAUACCUCUGCUCUUCUGGACAGUUAUAUAAAGGGCAAGAACCCCUUUGCAGAGGCCACACACAAAGACAAAUACAAGAGACAUAAAGAGACCUCAGCCAAUCAAGUGUCCAGGGCAGAUACUCCUGAAAAGGACGUCCAAUCGAAUGACGGAGGGGACUGCCAGGCGGAGCCGCCAGCGCAACUACAGGACGACGAGGAAGAGAAACGGGAGGAGAACCUUUUAGAUCUCUGCACUGUUAGUGAUGAAGAUGGCGGUGAAGAUCAGAAUGACGAAGUAGCCGCGUGAAGCCGCAGACGUGGGUGUGUCCAGCCAAUCGCCUCUUCUGUAUCAACUCACACAAGUAACAUUUCCUUCCCAGCCUUUUGUAAGGAACGUUUAGCAGCCAAUCCGCUAAUCCUUUGUUUUACAACAAGGUGCAGUGAUGUGUUUGUACAAGAUGGGGGAGCCAAAGUCAACUUGGGAAAAUGGCCGCCUGAUUCUGUGACUGGUAGACUUGUAGGCUAGAGAUAAUAUUUAAUAUCCGGAGACAUCACAGACCUACAGCCUGUAGCGCCCCUAAUAUCUGUAUUCAUGGGACAGCGCGGGAAUAUUACCCCAUUGGCUCGUCCUCUAUGAAACGGACACGUUGUUGCUACUGGUGGUUGUGAACACUCGAGCGAGCGCCUCAUUGGAUCAAUGCCCCCCCCCCAGUCCAUGGCCAGGUCUGUGGCUCCUUUUAUUUUAUAUUCUGUAAUUCUGUUCCACAAAAAAAACGGCAUUUUAGUUUAUUGUUAAGAAAAUGUUAAUAUUAUUUGUGUGAAUAUUUGCGUUUUAUUGGCUCAUUUGCUUUCCUAGGAAUAAAAUGUUACAGAGUAAA
Messenger RNA from Xenopus laevis (African clawed frog), 2061 nucleotides. RefSeq names its product A-kinase anchor protein 8-like (gene akap8.L). NCBI's taxonomy places the organism in Eukaryota, Metazoa, Chordata, Amphibia, Anura, Pipidae. The transcript is spliced from 15 exons. Bases 114 to 1490 code for a protein of 458 amino acids. The record is from RefSeq and is a predicted model, not a curated record.